AGAGCACGGAGUAAAGUAGGACUGAGUGUGCGCCAGCUCCUUCAGAUACAGACAUUGCUGGCUGGAUGGCCACCCUGUCAGGGCGAACUUGAGCCCAAGGCUCACUCGGGUACUGUGUCCCUGUUCCAGGGCCUACAGCCCCAUACCUCACGAUAGCAUCAUGUCACAGGAGGCCACAGAGGCACCAGCAAUGCCAGGAGCAGGGCAUGGUCAUAAUAAGGCCAAGGCACGGUUGCUUCUAGGCACUGACAGGAAGAGAAGCCGCCUCAAGAGGACAAGGCAGGACCUGUGGGGCGACACUGGCUGGAGCAACUACAGAUUGAGCAGAGCCACCUCUGCCCCUCGAGGGACCAGAGCUAGGGGGACAACAGCUCAUAGCAGGAGCGAGGCUAGCCCGGAGAACGCAGCCCGGGAACGGACUCGGGUGAAGACGCUCCGUCAAGCCUUUCUGGCCCUGCAGGCUGCUCUGCCUGCAGUGCCACCUGACACCAAGCUUUCCAAGUUGGAUGUGCUCGUGCUGGCCACAAGCUACAUCGCCCACCUCACCCGGACACUCGGCCAUGAGUUGCCUGGCCCUGCCUGGCCUCCGUUCCUGCGUGGACUCCGUUACUUGCAUCCUCUUAAGAAGUGGCCCAUGCGAUCUCGUCUCUAUGCAGGAGGCUUGGGAUGCUCGAACCUCGAUUCCACCACCGCCGUCUCUACUGGCCAAAGACGCAGGGAUGCAGAGCUGGGGUCUCAAGUCUCCAUAGCAACAGACAGUCUCCUCGCCUCUCCAGUCUCUCCAACUCUUGCUAACAAAUGACCCCCAUGGUCAUCCUACUCUGUUAGACUGUGACUCUACUUAAGGACCUGGAUUUUCUGUCCACUUCGGAUUUUCUGUCUUCCCCUUGACUCUCAGCCUUUGGAUUUGUCUCAGGUUCAAGUUUCAAGGUCAGACUUGGCUUCUGGCAGGCAGAAGAAGCAGUGAUGACAUCAAGGAUAGAGAGUUCUGAGGAAACCCAGGAUGGAGUUUACCUUUGGCUCUUCUACGGCAGUGACAGGAAGUGAAAGAGAGAUUGGUGUGAUUCAAAGUCAAGUUAGGGAAUCACACCCUCCUCCCCUUGGACGCCUCCCCUAGGGCUCUUCAAGACAAGAAGGCAGAAGACAGAAAUUGUUCUGCCAGUACUGCCUGGGGUUAGGAUAGUUGUAGCUCCAGUGCUCAUGGGCAUACCAGGGGGCCUGAAGGGCUUUUGGUAGCAGUAAGUAAGUAUGAACACGUCUGGGGUCAGGUCAUAAAGUCAGAGAGGAAGCUAAUGAAUGGAGUGUGGUUUCUUUUUUAAAUUUCCCUACAAGAUGUUUAUCUAACAUCAAAGAGUUUAGAGUCCUUCUCUCUAGAAUAUGGUCUGUCCAGUGGGCCUCUUGUCACCUCCUUCCUGCACCAGGGCCCUGUAGCCUUUCCCAUCUCAGCAGAUGAAGCUCCCAGACUUACAUGGCUUACAAUCCAGGGUAAUUUAGCUAGUCCAAGCUGUCUAGGGCCAGAUGAUUUUAUCCCACAGGUAGCCUCUGCCUUCACUUAAAGAGGCAGCCACUCACAGCCCUGCCUAUAAAGGACAGCAACACUUGCAGCUUUAUCUCCUAGAAUGGCCCAAGGUAAAGCAGGUGUAUCCCUCUCAUGGGGUGAUAAGCAGUGUUCUCUUUCUCUGGUGUGUUAGAAACCUCACCUCAAACAAAUAUAAGGCAAGGUGGGCUUCAGCACAAUUCCUGUACCAUCAGCAAUGGGGGCUUUAUUGGUUUUGGUAUAAUCUGUUGGUUCCCAGAACCAACUUCUCCCCACAGGUAUUGACAUACCAGGCUUGCCCCAAAUCCUGGUACAAGGUGCCAAAAAUUUUCUAGAGCUUUAGUAGCACCUGUUCUUGACCCCGAAGAAAUAACUGGAGACAAAGCAUACACUAAAGUGGGCUUUCUAAGUCAGGCAGAGUUUCAGGUUGGCCCCUGGGGUCUAAACAUAGCAGGGACUGUCUUCCUCUCAAAUUUCAGAAACCGGGGCCAACUAGAGUCCCAACAGGGUGCUCAUGAGGUGAGUGGAAGUUCUGACUGGCUGGGAGGGACUGGACUUGCUCCUCCAUAGGCAUCACCCCCUAAGGCAUCCAGGAAAAGGGGAUUGAUGGGGUGACUCAGCAAGCCGGGGUGGAGAUAGAAGACACAGAACGUCCCAGCCUCAGCUGCAUGGGCUGUGGGAGAGCAGAUGGGCUGUGGCCGGGAGCCAUGGCGGAUGGCCUCAGCCAAGGCCAAACCCAUAAAUCUGCCCUGCCCCACAUUUCUCCUAGGGGACCCUGAGAACUUGUACAGAGCGAAUCCAGCAGCCGGCCGGGGCCAAGCAGGGGCAGAGACCAGGUGUGGGAGAGCGGGAGCAGUAUUCUUCACAAGACCAUAAAAGUCCAGCCUGGGUGUUCUAUUUUUAAAACCAAAUAGCAGCAUCUCCAUGGUUGAGUUGGAGGGUGGUAAAAAGGAGCGUGCAUGCUUUUUUCCCAGUUGGUGGCCUACACUCUGUCUCUGGGUAGGGUGGGGACUGGCUUUGGGUACAUACUGGGGUCCACUUAUAGCUUAAAGCAUUUCCCAUAAUCAAGUAGAAUUUGAUCUGGAGCUUGAAGUGUCCACCCUGUUUAGACUCAAGUCUUUGCCUCAUUUGACAAAUCCUUCAGGGCCAACUACAUAACACCACCCUGGUGGCGUCUUCAAGGGGGGAAGGGAGGAUGACGUUGGUAGAGGGUCAGGUGAAGAAGAACGCGUCCUACCAGGAGGACUGUUUUGUUUGAUUUUGUUUUCUUGACCUGGCUCACUGUGUAGCCCACACUGACUUUGAACUUGAAAUCCUUCUGCCUUGGCAAGGAUUACGGGCUCACAGGCCUAUACCACUCUGCCCAAUUAGGACAAAGUUCUAAGUCUGUUACCAGAGAAUCUGGUUUUUCCACUGCCUCGGACAGUCACCCUGAGGAGCCUGAGGGGAGGGGACUGAAAACCCUCCCUAAGCAGAACAAUGCUUCCCUCGAGAAAUACCACGCCGGAGACUGGUAUCUGUAAGCCAAGCUGAACCAGCAGUGAACCCCUUUGUUUCCACAGCAGAGAAAGACAAGAACCUGCUGACCGGGAGGUCUAUGCUCACCCGAGGUGGGGACAUAGUCUAUAAGAGCAGUUGGAGGCGAUAAAAGGAGCUGAAAGCUGCCUCCAACAAUAGCUACUGUUUCCUAGGAACAAGCAUGUGCAGGGAAGAGUAUGGAAAAGUUAAGGAGCACAGACAGCCUGUGCUGUGUGGGUGCUCUGGACUGGGAGUCAGAGGGACAGCUGCACCCUGUGACCCUAGUCCAGCUUUCUUCCAGUCUCUCUCAGGGUAAGGUCCAGGUAGAGUGGAGAGGAAGAUUUCCCUGUGGCCUCCCUCCACUCAUCUGGCUGUGCUGCAAGAGGUCAGUAAUGAGCCUCAGACAGAGCUCUGGGAGGACAGAGUUCGCCCAGCCCAGCGAAGGAGUUCCUUCCCCUUUGGUGACUGUGGGAAUGGAUGAUGGCUAACAUUGACUGUCAACUUCUUUGAACUGAGAGAUUACUAGGGGGUUAAGUAAAGCAGACCUCUGGGAUUGUCUAUGAGGACUUUUACCUCCUGAAUGGCUUAGUCCAUGGAUGGAUAAGCUGGGUGUGGUGGUGCAUGCCUUUAAUCCUAGCAUUCAGGAGGCAGAGGGAGGAGGAUCUUUGUGAGUUGGAGACCAGCCAGGCCAACCAGUAAGAUACUGUCUCAAAAACAAAAUUAGACUAGUGGGUGGUGGUGGAAUUGUGGACAGGCUGGAGGGAGGGGCUAGGCUGUGUGUUUGGGGUUGUGUAUUGUCCCUGACUCCCUCCAUGUCACUACCUCACCCCUGCCUCUGUCUGCCAUGAGAAAAAGAUCCAUCCCUGCCACAUUCUCCUGAUCCUACGAUGCUCUGCCCAAAACCUUGACACCAAGAAGCCGUGGACUGUCUCUGAGAUUUUGGGCCAAAAUAAAUCUUUCCUACUUGACUUUGUCUCUAUCCAGAAUUUGGUCACAGCAAUGUGGACUCUCAUGAAGAGUAAGAAGAUGGAGAUGUUUUCUAAGAAAUAAUCCCCUUUUCUCCUGGGAAGAACAUAGUUCGGAUGAAGUAGAUGAUAUCAGCCCUGGAAGCUUAUUCAAUUCCAUAUCAAGGCUGGGCAAAUCAGGGCCAGUAGGCCAACUCCAGCCUUUACCUGUUUGUGUAAAUAAAGUUUUAUCGGGAUAUCCCUGUACACUUGCUAA
This is a messenger RNA of Apodemus sylvaticus (European woodmouse), 4276 nucleotides long. RefSeq names its product transcription factor 23 (gene Tcf23). The coding region runs from base 161 to 802 and encodes 213 amino acids. NCBI's taxonomy places the organism in Eukaryota, Metazoa, Chordata, Mammalia, Rodentia, Muridae. Gene Ontology annotation, molecular function: DNA-binding transcription factor activity, RNA polymerase II-specific; protein dimerization activity; RNA polymerase II transcription regulatory region sequence-specific DNA binding. The record is from RefSeq and is a predicted model, not a curated record. Gene Ontology annotation, biological process: regulation of transcription by RNA polymerase II; developmental process. The transcript is spliced from 3 exons.